Molecule: messenger RNA, 4207 nt
Organism: Austrofundulus limnaeus
Lineage: Eukaryota; Metazoa; Chordata; Actinopteri; Cyprinodontiformes; Rivulidae
Gene: raraa
Product: retinoic acid receptor, alpha a
Exons: 8
Coding region: 701-2068 (455 amino acids)
Biological process (GO): regulation of transcription by RNA polymerase II; retinoic acid receptor signaling pathway; cellular response to corticotropin-releasing hormone stimulus
Cellular component (GO): nucleus; transcription regulator complex
Molecular function (GO): nuclear receptor activity; zinc ion binding; nuclear glucocorticoid receptor binding
Source: RefSeq, a predicted model, not a curated record
CAGGAUCUGAUCGCAGCUCGGUCUGCUGUGGGAACGGUUCGGGGCUGCAGAUCCUAACGAAGCGGGUGCUGCGCGGUUUGGGACGGACCUGGACGCGUGAGAGAGCUCGGUAAAAGUAGAUGUUAUAGAGAGACACAAAGAAACGAGACGGCGUUCAGGAGGAGUCCGGGCGCUAACGGGACCGUAACCCCACGAAGGACGAACUCUGCCAGCUCUAACCCCACCACCCCCCUCGGCGGCGGCAGCAGCAGCCUCACGGACGGACUCGGGGAAUUUCUACCCUCUUUCUGGGAUUCUUCUUUGUCGCGUGUUUAAACCCUCAGAUGUGUGUCUGUGUCUGAGCAUCCGGACAGAUAUAUGUGUGUGUUUGUUCUGCUGGAAGCGCGCGCGGCUCCAGCCCCGGACACAAUGCGCACCGCUCUUUUCAUCCCCAAAACUGAGCGAAGACGAUCCGGCUGAUUUUUUAUUUAAUUUUAUUUUUAUCCACCUCUCUCUUUUUUCUUCUUCUGUUCUUCAACAAAGAGAGAUGCCGAAUGYCCACAUGUCCCCGCAGGGUUUGGAUUUAUCACUACUUCUGUUUUGAUGCCGUUCGGCCAGAUCCUGCUGAAAUCCACCAGGCUCCUCCGUGUGUUUUGAUAGCGUUUUCUCCCCCCCUUCCCCCUCCACACCCUCCUCCUCCUCUCCUCCWCCCCCGCCGCGUAUGAUGUAUGAGAGUGUGGACGUUGUGGGRCUGAAUCCCAGCCCGAACCCGUUUCUAAUGAUGGAUUAUUACAACCAGAGCCGAGGGUGCUUGAUCCCAGAGAAAGGACUGGUGCCCGGUGCGCCCCAUCCCUACAGCACGUCCAUCAGGAACCAGCACUGGAACGGAUCCAAUCACUCAAUAGAAACCCAGAGUACCAGCUCAGAGGAGAUAGUGCCAAGCCCACCCUCGCCUCCCCCGCCGCCCCGCGUCUACAAACCCUGCUUUGUGUGCCAGGACAAGUCCUCAGGGUACCACUAUGGUGUCAGCGCCUGUGAAGGCUGCAAGGGAUUCUUCCGGAGAAGCAUCCAGAAGAACAUGGUGUACACAUGUCAUCGGGAGAAAAACUGCAUCAUCAACAAAGUCACCCGCAAUCGCUGCCAGUACUGUCGGUUACAGAAGUGCCUGGAAGUCGGGAUGUCUAAAGAGUCCGUGAGGAACGACCGGAACAAAAAGAAGAAGGAUGAGAAGAAGCAGGAGUGCACAGAGAGCUACGUGCUGAGUCCGGACACAGAGCAGAUGAUUGACAGGGUUCGCAAGGCGCACCAGGAGACCUUCCCCUCCCUCUGCCAGCUGGGCAAAUACACUACGUCUAACAGCUCAGAAAGGCGCGUGUCCUUGGACGUUGACCUGUGGGAUAAGUUCAGCGAGCUGUCCACCAAGUGCAUCAUAAAGACGGUGGAGUUUGCGAAACAGCUGCCGGGCUUCACGACGCUCACCAUCGCUGACCAGAUCACUCUGCUCAAAGCCGCCUGUCUGGAUAUCCUGAUACUGCGGAUCUGUACGCGCUACACACCAGAGCAGGACACCAUGACUUUCUCAGAUGGACUCACGCUAAACAGAACCCAGAUGCACAACGCUGGCUUCGGACCCCUCACAGACCUGGUUUUUGCCUUUGCCAACCAGCUCCUUCCUCUGGAGAUGGAUGACGCAGAGACGGGGCUGCUUAGYGCCAUCUGUUUGCUGUGUGGAGAUCGACAGGACUUGGAAGAAGCGGACAAGGUGGACGUCCUGCAGGAGCCUCUUCUGGAGGCGCUGAAGAUUUACGUAAGAAGGCGGCGGCCUCACAAACCUCAUAUGUUUCCCAAGAUGCUGAUGAAGAUAACGGACCUGAGGAGCAUCAGUGCGAAAGGAGCUGAGCGCGUCAUCACGCUGAAGAUGGAGAUCCCCGGCUCCAUGCCACCCCUCAUCCAGGAGAUGCUGGAGAACUCAGAGGGUCUAGAAAGCGGGGCCGCAGGCAGCAGGCCUAGCGGCGCCCCCCCGGGGAGCUGCAGUCCCAGUCUGUCCCCCAGCUCGGCCCAAAGCAGUCCCGCCACACAAUCGCCGUAGUGUCGGCUCCAUCGGGGUGUUUUUUUUGCGUUUUCUCUCUUUCUCUCUCUCCGUCUCUCUGUUUCUCUCUUCGUGUUGGUCUCUGUCUCCUCCCACGUUGUUCUGAAGCGGAGGGAUACAGGAGGUGGGCUUUGACCAACAGGAGACUGGCAGAGCCGACAUCCUCCUCCUCCUAAACGACACAAGUCCACGUCUCCUGAUCUGCUCGCCGUCACUGCAGGAACACUGUCCGGACGCGRGGUGGGGCGGCGCGGGGGAGGCGAGGCUGGAGCGGGGAGGGGAGGGGCCAGCGCGAUGACUUCGCGAUACCACACCGCUGGCACUGCUGAUCCACCGCCCUYCACUCUCCUCUCCAUCGCUUCCACUUACCUGAAAAAAAAAAAAACAGACAUAUGGAAGCGAGGCGGGACGCGGCGGCGACCAGUUCUGAAUGAAAGCGAGUGAGAGCAGCACAAUGGGACGAACACAAGGACAAUAAACACAGACUGACCUAAACACCAGACACUUUGUUUUUGUUUUUUUCUGUUUUGUUGUUGUUGUUGAUGAUGAUGAUGUUUUGUUGUACUCUGAGGCAGACUGCAACAUUCGAACUUCUAAAAGACCUCACUCCUCAAAGACUUUGGGUCUUUUUUUUCUGUUUUUCCAUUUUCAAAAAAAAAAGGUAAGAAAAAAAGCAAGAAAAAGAACAGAUUUUGUACAAAAGAUGCAUAAAUAUAUAUAGAAAAAUUAAGGAACUAUUGUGAUCGGCGUGUCCAGAAGAGAGCUGCAGGUGGAUAUGAGGACAUGUUUACUGCGCUGAGAUUAGUAAUUGUUGUACUCCUUCACCCUUUGAAUCUUUUCACACCUAUCAAGCAUAACGAGACGAUUCUGUUCGUUUUAUUCUAAUUAACAAAAAAAGUAAAGGAUAUUGACAUUUCUUAAGUCAUGCAAACAGACACACAAAUGUGCACAGAAAACAACAAAAACCACCUUCUAUUCCAGAUUUGUUUUCCUUGUUCUUAAUUUUUUGUUUUGUUUUUUCCAAGUGAAUGAAAAAAAAUGAUUGUAUGAGCUUGGUUAUAUGAUAUCGUCACAGGUCCUUUCAAGAAAUCAAAUUAAUGAAGAUUCAUUAUAAAAGUGUAUUUUAAGUGGCUUUUGAAUUUGUGUAUAUAAGCUGUAUUCAUUUCUUUAAAAACUAUGAAGCGUUUUAGGCUACACAUGACUUUUUUUUUWAAUUCCUUUUUAAUGUGUUUUGUUAUAGAUUUUGUGAUUCAAGACAAUACAGUAUGAGCACAUUUUACUGAAGGAAGUUCUUUCAUGUUUUGUAACAGACCCUUCACCAAUCACUGGCUGUUCAGAAUGUGGCUUUCAUAAAAGAAAUUUAAACUUUUGCUCCCCCUCCUCACCCUUUUUUUAUGUAUUGUUUUAAAGCUGUUUUUUUAUGUACUGUAGAUAAAGUAGCACUCCUGUCGGGGCAUAGCUUUUUAUUUUGCCAUGUAGCAGAAAGAGAGGAUGAAAAUUGUGAGUUGAGAUGCCAUCUGUUGCCUGGGAGUCUCAGCCGUGGAUUAAACCCGUCACUCUUGGUACUCCCUGAAUGAAUCGAUCUGCAAGUGGAACAGGUCAAGACCAGAUCGUAGCGGUUCUUCUGCUCUGUAGAUGUUCAGGCAAGCCAGUGAAGGGUUCCACAUACGAGGCAAGUUCUUGCAACUCUCACCCACCACCCCUCCCCRUUUUCCCCCUCUUUCCGGCAACAUUUAGGAACAAAUAAUGUGCUGGAUCCGGAGCAACCUCGCGCCCUGUGACUCACUUUACACCAAAACGCCUUCAUCAUUAAUCUGUUAUUGCACCAAUGUCUCAGGAAGGAAUCAUUUUGUGUGCUUGGCCUCUUUAUGUGUUCUGUGAUGCAACCCCUAAGCCUCCAAUCACAAAUGCACAUGUGUACACACUUCUUUUUUUUUACACACUUCUGCUACUGAGCCCCCCUCCSACCCCUGAAUUUUCUCUCCAAACACCCACUCUUGGCCUGGCAGACCAGGACUCAUGCAGAGAGACUCGAACCCUGACCGCUCAGCGUUUGCAACAUAGGAUUGCCAGUGUGGAGCCUCUCUCUGAUUCAUGUGUACCUUUUUUUUUUUUUUUUUUUUUUGGGGAAAAAAAAAA